AUGUCUGAGCAGCUGAAGAAGAGUAACAAGUUGAUAUCUCAAGAGGCCAAGCCAAAAAACACCAAAUGGAAACAAUUCGUGGCGCUGAGGGUCGAGGCCGUUGAGAAGACGCUGAAUAAGCGAUUCGUCCAACAGACAUCUGAACUAGAGAAGCUGCUCAGAAUGCAGAUAGAGAUGGAGAUGAAGGAUGGAAAUGAGGCGCUCCAGAAAGAAGGGACUGAGAACGCCUGGCCGAUGCUCAUGGAACUGAGUCAGCUGGAGAGGAGCAGCGUGAACUGC
Molecule: messenger RNA, 279 nt
Organism: Mesorhabditis spiculigera
Lineage: Eukaryota; Metazoa; Nematoda; Chromadorea; Rhabditida; Rhabditidae
Source: the annotation of a GenBank genome assembly